AUGAAAAUUUUUUGGGCAAUAAUCGUCGUAUUGCCAAUCGUAUUUAGUCAAACAAUUAUGGUGUCUCCAUCGACAGCAUGCACAUGCAAAUAAUUUUAAGAUGAAAGCGGAUGUAACAAUAAUACACUUGGAUAAUGCUAUUGGAAUCAAAAAAAUCAAAUAUGCCAACAAGCAUCUUGCGGAAAUAUUAAAUUAUAAAGCGAGUGUUUGAUAUCUAAAAAAAAUUGUUAUUGGAAUGGCCAAAGCUGUGUUGCUUUUACAUCCUGCUCAAAAUUAACUUCUCAGAUUGGAUUGAUUUGUCCCUAAUAAAAUGCCUCAUGUUAUGGCUCAAAUACUAAUUAAUGUUCAAGUAUUCUAUAACUACCAAAAUGUUAAACUUAUAAAUUAGGAACUUGUGGUUAAUAGGGAGGCUAUGGUGGAUAUGAUGGAUUGUGUGCUUGGAAUACUGCUCUUCAAUAAUGUGUUGUGGCCACUAGUUGCAGUUAAUUAUUAGAUUAAUAGGUUUGUAAUACUUACAUUUAAAAUGCCUGUACUUGGGAUUAUCUAAAUGGAGUGUGUACUUAAGCUACAUGCACAUAGUUACCAACUCAAUAAAGUUGUAAAUUCGUUGUUGCCAACUUGGAUCCAUAACAAAUAUAUCCAUGUUUUUAUUCUGGUAAUUAAUGUUAGGAUGCUUCGCUUUAAUUGUUCUAGGAUUAAAACUAAUGCCAGACUAAUACACUAUUAAAUUACAGAUGGAUUGGAACUAAGACUGAAGGUGUUUGUGUGAGUUGUGCUCAAUAAAUAUUUGAACCUGCAAAUAAGUGUGUUUGUGAGCAAUUUAUCCUCCAAUCAGCUUGCAAUUCAUCCUAAUAUUGUGUAUGGAAUGAAAAUAGUUGUUAAGACAUUCCAUGCUCCAAUAUUACUAAUUAAUUAUAAUGUAGUACCAAUAAAAAAUGCUAUUGGAGUUUAUAACUAUAAAGUUGCUAGGUCUUUUAUUCUUGCUACUAAAUAUAAGCAUUAAAUUCUUUGGCUUGUUUGGCUUAGUCAAUUAACUGUCCAAAUGAACAGUUAUCAAGCUGCAAUCCCUCUUAUGAAAUAUGCUAAAAUAUUCCUUAAUAAUUCUGUGAUGGAUAUGUUACAAGUGGGGGAGUUUGCUAUUUGGAUGAAGCUACUUCGACUUGCAAAACUUUGCAAUCUUGCUCAAAUAUAGUUGAUGAGAAGAUAUGUAAUUAACUGACAAGACUCUGCUAAUAUUCCAUAAUACUCGAUAAGUGUUAACAACUGACUUGCUCGAAUAUUAGAUCCUAGAAAUAAUGUACUUUUGUGUUCACAUCCUUAAAUGGAACAGAUAUAUAGGUAUGUGAAUGGACAAACAAUUCUUGUGCAAAUGCUAAAAAUAUUUUAACUCUUAAUGAGGCUCAAUGCAGUGCUAACUCUCAGUAUACCUAUUUGUAUACAGGAUCUAAAUGUGUAAAAUGUAUUUAAGGAUCUCUCAUAUUGCCUGAAUAAUGUUCUUGUUCAUAAUUAUAUUUGGCCCAAGAUUGUUUGGCUAAUCCAUUAUGUAGUUGGAAUGGUUCGAUUUGUUAGUAGUCAAAUUGUUUAUCCAUACCUAAUCAAGAGAUAUGUGUUCAAAAUACCAAUUGUUAAUGGACAGAAUAUGGUUGUUCCGAAUUUUAAACAUGCUUUUUGUUAGUUGGAUCGAAUCCAAAAGAAUGUAUAUCUUAAUCAAUCAAUUGCCCUUAUAGUGAUGGGGCCAAAUGCUAAAAUAAAUUCUAUUAUUCUCCAUGCCAAAGUUAUACGCAACCGGCAUUUUGUACAAAUUAAUUGGGAACAGAUGGUCUUUGUAUUUGGAAUUCAAAAAGUAGCAGUUGUUAAGUCUUAUCAAAAUGCUACUAAAUCUUAAAUUCUACUUAUUGUGGAAUAUAUUAAUACGUCUGCAAUUGGUCGAAUGAUUCCUGUAAUUAAUCAACUUGCAGCACCUAUACAACUCCAGAAUUAUGUAAAUAUUAUUAUCAAUCCCUGAAUUCAUUUACUCCAAUAGGAUGCAGAUGGAAUAUAACUACUAGUACUUGUGAACAAGUAGGUUCUAUUUUGACAUCUUAUAAUAGUGGUAAUUGUUAUACAAAUACUGCAAAAACAGCCAGAUGGAGUUAAAUAUCAAAUUAAAGCGGUGUUUGUAUCAGUUGUGGAGUUAAAUAUUUACCUAAUCCUUUAUAAUGCAGUUGUCAAUAACUUAUCUCACAAUAGAAUUGCAUUUAGAACCAACUAUGCUAUUGGAAUCAACUCUCAAUGUCUUGUUCAGAGUAUGAAUGUUAAGUGUUGCCUGAAAACCUAUGCGUUACUAGCAUGAAAUGCAUGUGGUCUAACAAAGGUUGCAUAACAUUCACUUCAUGUAAUCAAAUCAAAGGAGAUUCAAUUGAUGAAUGCUUAUCAUAUUCACUAUACUGUCCAUAUAGUCCUGCAUUGUAGAGUUGUUCAGCUCUAAAGGACAUGCCGAAAUGCGGAGACCAUUUAACGUAAGGUGUUUGUAAUUCAAUGAGACGUCAAGGCAGGUAAAUCUGCUUCUGGAACAACCAAGUUUAAAAAUGCACAGUAUUAAACAGUUGCAGAGGAUUAUCUCAAACAAGUUGCGAAUAUUAUUCAUUAUACUGUGCAUGGAUUUUCAAUCCUUAUAAUUAUGGUAAUUGUGAAGAGAGAAAAUGCUUGAAUUAUAAAUCUAAGUAUUCUUGUACGUAUGUACUGAGCAUAACUGAUCCAAAUUUAGUAUAACCUUGUCAAUGGCUGAAUGGAAAUUGUCAAGCAAUGAUUAUCCAAGAAGCCAAGGAUGCUACCACUUGUUACACUCAUUCAAAUGGUACUAGUCGCUGGACCUCAAAUGAAAUAAAUUCAGGAUUUUGUGUGCCUUGCAAUUUGCCAUCAUAUGCUGUCCAGUAUUAAAAUAAGUGCUCAUGUUCAUAAAUACUUAAUCAAAGUGAAUGUCAGUACCCUUAUUGUACAUGGUCAGACAAUUAAUGUAUUGAAAACUCUUGUUCAAGAAUUUAUAAUUAACUUGAGUGUUCUCAAUAAAGAUAAUGCUAUUGGAAACUCAGUUAUAAUGAAUGUUAUACUAUAUCAGUGUCUGUAAAUUUCUGCACAACAUUAAAAGGAAAUUCAUCUCUGGAAUGUUUUGCUUAAAGUAUUAAUUGUCCAGGCACUUUGAAUGGAAUUUGUCAAGAUAGUGCAAGUUUAUAGACCUGUAGCAGUAUAACCACCCAAGCAGCAUGUGCCAAUAGUAUUGGAUAAGAAGGAUAUUGUAAAUAUGAGAGUUAGGGAUGUAGUGUGAUUUCUUCAUGUUUAGACAUUAAAACUUACAUUUAUUGUGUUGCUAUGCAAAAAUUCUGUGUUUGGAAUACAGAAACCAAUUUAUGCUUUACCACUGCAUGUUCUAAUAUAACUGACAAAUCAGAUUGCACUUACAUUUAUGAAAGCAUGAAUAGUUCUUCAAUUUAAUUAUGUGAAUGGAAUGAGACUACUAGUUAGUGUCAAAAUGCCUCAUCACUCACUUUGGCUAAUAAAAACAUAGAAAACUGUCAUAUAGAAACUGGAGGCACUUAUCACUGGUCUAAUGCUAAAUCUAACGGAUAUUGUAUCUCAUGUUCCUUGGAUCUUAUCAAGCUACCUAACACUUGUUCAUGUGAUUAAUUAACUAACGUUGAAUGUUUAAGUGCAAAACCAAAAUGCAAAUUGAUUGAUUCAACUAGUUGUGUAAAUACUGAAUGCAUUGAUAUCUUUGAUUAAGGUAACUGCUCUACUCUACCAUAAUGUAUGUGGUAUAAUUAGGCUUGCGCAUAAUUUACUUCUUGUUCCAUUCUUUCAGGAACAACAGCUUUGGAUUGUCUGGCUUAAUCUACAAAUUGUCCAGCCAUUUCAAAUGGCAAUUGCAAAGAUAAAAAAUCUUUAGGUUCUUGCAGUUCUUAUCAAUCAGCAGCUGAAUGUACCUUAGGUACUCCAUCAUCUAAUGGAUUUUGCUACUGGCUUAAAAGUAGUGGAUGUUAGGAGUUGGUUAAUUGUGCUGAUAUAUCCUAAAUAACACAAUGCAAUGCUCUUUAUAGAAUAUGUUCAUGGAGCGAUGCAUUUAAUAAAUGCGUCCCCUUCAAAUGUCAGAAUUAUAAGAAUUAGGAUUAAUGCACAUUUGUAAUUGUUAACUUCAAAAAUUCCUAUGUUGAAUUAUGUGAAUGGUAGAAUAAGGUGUGCUAAUAAUAUAGUAGUAAAUACUAUAGAUUUGAUGAGCAAACAUGCUAUUAAAAUUCUGGACAUACCUAUAGGUGGGUUGCAGACGAGGAACGUGGUUCAAGAUGUUAAGAAUGUUAUUCAUUAUUAAUAACAAUUACAAUGGUAAUAUAUUUAAUUGCAUUUUGAGAUUAAUAUCUAUAUUAUUAUUAAG
This is a messenger RNA of Paramecium octaurelia, 4405 nucleotides long. Lineage: Eukaryota; Ciliophora; Oligohymenophorea; Peniculida; Parameciidae. The record is from the annotation of a GenBank genome assembly.